AUGUCGACUUCUUCGAGAGACUUGCCCUCACCUGGCUCAUCGGGCGGCGAUAGCUCAGAAAACUUGAACGACUCUCAUUGCUUUUCUUUGAUCCCCAAAAAUGCUCGCGCUGAGGAGUAUGUUCAACGCGUGCAUAAAGGCCGAGAUGUGCUGUCUUUCCGCUACGACGAUAGGGCAAGGGUCAACGCAUGUGCCAUUGUUUACAUUGGUCCAAGCAUUGACGACGACGACAUUGUGCUGGGAUCCGACAAAGAAGGCCACCAUAGCCGAUGCUUCUUUACUAUCUCCCCAGCCGGGGACCUGGUUCUCUGUGAUGCAAGCAAGGAUACUCGCCCACAGUUGGUUGCGACACCCAAGUCGGCUCUCGAAGCGGCCAUGUUCCGGCUUCGCUGGAACGGCGACCACUGCGCCUUACCCACGACCGACCAUCUCACAUUCUACAUCAAGUUUCCGAGCGGUGAGAGGUUUGCCGUGGACUGGGGUGAGAACUUGAUCACCUCGAGAGCGAUACGCGAGACCCGGCAGGCGCUGGCCGAGCAGUACGUGCUCCGUAAAGACGCUGUGGGCACGGGAGAGCUUCCUUUCGCCGUCAAACAGAUGUACCCGAAGGAAGUCUAUAACUACCACUGUCUAGGUUACGGCGUGUCGGGCGUCGUCCACCACAAGGUGGAAAUUCGCGAUGGCGCGGAGUAUGCCGUCAAGUCGAUUCGGAAAGAGUUUCUAGGAAAGCCCGAGUACUUGGAUCUUUUUAAAAAAGAAAUAGCUCUCCAUGCCUCUCUCGUCCAUCAUGACUGCGAAAAGCUGUUCAACACCGAGAAUAGCGAACAUCUCUCCGCGUUUCUGGGCCAGUGCCUCGGCGCGCUGGACUACCUCGACGAGCGCAAAGUAGUCCACGGAGACAUCAGGCUCGAAAAUAUCUUGUUCAAACAAAGCAACCAAGGCAUCGAAUUCUUCCUGUCUGGUUUCGGGUGUGCAACGAAAGUGCAGGACGCCAAAAAUUGGUCAGGCGAUGCACGGUAUAUGCCGCCCGAGCAGUUCGAGCACCAAGCCCUCCCCAGUCCGAAAUCAGAUAUUUACAGCUUCGGCAUGACCAGUCUCGAGUUUCUCGGCAGCCUGUGCCGCAGGGAAUAUCAAUGCGGCGGGGAAAAAUGGCGUACGAAGUUGCGGAAUAGCGGCUGCACGGUCAAGUACAACAGGGGCGAUUAUUCCUCGAAAUCGAAGUUCAAACACAUUUCAAGAGUUCAGUUUUUGCGCAAGAACGGACUGCUGCCUAAUGAAGUGCUGGAGGAAGUGCUGGGGAAAUCUCACUGCCCGGAUCCGGAGACCAUUCUGGAGAAAAUGCUCAACCCGGAUCCGUGGGAACGGCCCCGUGCAAAGGAGCUCUUGGAGGAUCUGAAAGAUACCUUGGCUUCAAAGUGA
Cordyceps militaris CM01 is the source of this 1419-nucleotide messenger RNA. Its product is annotated as Protein kinase-like domain. Gene Ontology annotation, biological process: protein phosphorylation. The record is from RefSeq and is a predicted model, not a curated record. NCBI's taxonomy places the organism in Eukaryota, Fungi, Ascomycota, Sordariomycetes, Hypocreales, Cordycipitaceae. The transcript is spliced from 3 exons. Gene Ontology annotation, molecular function: ATP binding; protein kinase activity. Bases 1 to 1419 code for a protein of 472 amino acids.